AUGUCAUCGUAUAUGGCAGGUGUUUUCGAUUUAGAUUUAGAUGUUGAUACUGUUACUGUUGGAGAUUCAGACGAAGACGACAUAAUCGAAGUUGAUGAGGUUGAUUACGACCCUGAACUCAACGUCAACAAUAUUGCAGAGUCAGAAUGCUCAGAAACUAUACAAUUGUCAGAAGAUAAUGUAAACCCAGGGCAAUGUAAGCGCUUAGGCCCCCAAGAUUUCGAACUACGCAAAGUAUUAGGUAAAGGAGGUUAUGGCAAGGUAUUUCAAGUCCGUAAAAUUACUGGCCCAGAUGCAGGCGCUCACUUUGCCAUGAAGGUUCUUAAAAAAAGCAUCUAUUGUUCGUAA
Parnassius apollo (apollo) is the source of this 348-nucleotide messenger RNA. Lineage: Eukaryota; Metazoa; Arthropoda; Insecta; Lepidoptera; Papilionidae. The record is from the annotation of a GenBank genome assembly.